AUUGCAACUUUGUAGGUUAGUUUCACGCCGGAGCUCGGAGCGAAUACCGGGUCCUGAGCCGCAUACCUGGAUGGAGCAACAGCCACAAAGUACACGCGGCUGUAUUAACGGAGCCCGAGGGUCCCCAAUGAAUCUAAAUAUUCAAAGCACGACAGGCACCCGGUAUGAGUUGUCCGUGCCGCCGGAGGAGACGGUGGACGGUCUGAAAAGGCGAAUCUCCCAGCGGCUUAAGGUGCCCAAGGAAAGACUGACUCUACUUCACCGGGAGACGCGUCUAAGUACCGGAAAACUCCAAGAUUUUGGCAUUUGCGAUGGGAGCAAACUAACCCUACUGCCCAGUGUGGAGGCAGGCCUCAUGUCACAGAUGUCCCGCCCGGAGCAGUCUGUGAUGCAGGCUCUGGAGAGUCUGACGGAGACACAGGUGAAUGACUUCCUGUCUGGCCGAUCACCUCUUACGCUAGCUCUGCGUGUCGGUGAUCACAUGAUGUUUGUGCAACUCCAGCUAGCAGCUCAACAGGCAGGAGGGUCCCAUGUUCAGCACCGCCACCUCAUCACAAGGGGAACUGAACCCAAUGGAGCCCCCCACUACCGUACCGUACACACCAGUACAGCACCGACCCUCUCUCGUUUAGCAAGCUGCACACCAAGCUCUCCAUCUACGUCAACGCAAGAUUCUUCCGCACAUCGCGAUGCACCUCACACUGCCUCAGUUACCACCAGUGUCUUCCGUUCCCAUGGAGAGGGUGUAGCAGUGUCAUCGUGUGCAGAGCAGGUGCCAUGUAGUAGCCGAAACAGUGAGGGUGCUGGUUCUCCUACAUCAGCCAGACCUCGGAAGCCUGGAGCCAUUAUAGAGAGCUUUGUUAACCAUGCCCCCGGUGUCUUCUCAGGGACCUUUUCUGGCACUUUACACCCCCAUUGCCAGGACAGUGCAGGACGUCCACGCAGGGAUAUUGGGACAAUUUUACAAAUUCUUAAUGACCUGCUAAGUGCCACCCGUCACUACCAGGGCAUGCCACCAUCGCUAACCACACUCCGUUGUCACACCCAGUGUGCCUCCCAGGUCAGGACAGUCAAGCCUACCUCACCCCAAAAUAUGGAACCCCAGCCAGUAUCUCAUCCAACAGGGAACUGCCAGGCCCAGAACCGCCUAAGCAAACCCACAGGGGAUCGGCUGCGUCAAACUGAGAACCGUGCAACACGCUGCAAAGUUGAACGUCUGCAGCUUCUCAUGCAUCAGAAGAGACUGCGUCGAAAGGCACGCAGGGACUCCAGGGCUCCCUAUCACUGGUUGCCCACACGCAAGUCGAGUCGGACCAGCAGUAACAGCAGUGCGUCCAGUGCAGAUGGUAGCCUGGAGAUGGACUUUGAAGACUCUGUAUGGAAACCUGAUGUGAAGGCUGAACUGAAUUCGGAGUUUGUGGUGGCAUGAGGGGGUUGUGUGUGGCCACAGCAUUCCUAUUUUUAUUUGUGCUGUAUAGGGAGGUGCUACCUACAUUACAUCAUAUGGACCAGAGGAUGAUGUAGACAUUAUUUCCAUUUUUUUUUUUGCCUGGGGUGAUUGUGAUUGAGAAAGAUUAAAAAAAAAAUAAAAACUAAUAGAAAAACUCAGAAGUGGUGUGCGGGGAUUUAGAACUUGAAUUCCAAUAACAUUUUCUGCCUUAAACGCUGGGACCUGGAGCGUUACAGGAUAAAGCUGUGGAGUGUGAAGGCAAUAAAUCACACUCUUAUUCCAGAAGACUGAGGGACCACACUCCUUGAGCUGAUGUAUUGUGUUACUGAUACACAGUAGGGAACACUUAGAGCCUGGCCUGACGACGCAGAGUUUAUUUGUCCCUGGCCGGAAACUCAGACAUGCUGCUGUUCAGGAAAUAUCUGCCUUUAUGGGACCUUGUGUUUGGAAUUGCCAGAAGAAGGGGCACCAGGGACUUAUAUACCAUACCCCUAAACCUCAUCAAUGUUAAAUGUAGCAUCAUCCACUUAUUAUGGACCCCUUAUCCCUCAUUUGACUUGUUCAGGAGUGACGUGCUUGCCGUCACUUCCCGUUGCCUUCCCCUUCUUAAAAGUAAUGGAGAGACUG
Messenger RNA from Spea bombifrons (plains spadefoot toad), 2077 nucleotides. RefSeq names its product midnolin (gene MIDN). The record is from RefSeq and is a predicted model, not a curated record. Gene Ontology annotation, cellular component: nucleus. The transcript is spliced from 7 exons. The coding region runs from base 71 to 1429 and encodes 452 amino acids. Gene Ontology annotation, molecular function: protein binding. NCBI's taxonomy places the organism in Eukaryota, Metazoa, Chordata, Amphibia, Anura, Pelobatidae.